GAGACACAUUUUCUUCCAUCCAUAUCUCUUCAUAUCAACUUCAUUUUUUUAUUUUUUUCUUUCAUUGUCAUAUUAUUGCUCCAAUAAUGUACUCUUAAUUAAAGUGGUAGCAUGCAUUUAAUUUUUAUUGUGUAUAUAUAGGGGUAAGUGCUAGAAGAAAAAUGGCCGAAAGAACAAGAAAAAAAGAAGAUAAUGAUCAUGAUGAGGAAGAAAUAGCGAAAGAAAUGGGGAUGGAGAAUCAUAGUGAGGUGAUGUUAGAAAACAUUGGUGUGUGUAACAUGGAUGAAGCACCAGCUAGAAGACGUGCUCGUGAGGCUUUUAAGCAUGUUCAGCUUGCCAUUGAUCACUGCUUGUUUCGGUUACCUGUAGAUGGGAUAAAGAUGAAAGAGGGCUAUGAAGUGAACUCCAGAGGAUUAGAAAUAUUCUCCAAAAGUUGGCUACCAGAAAAAUCUUCUUUGAAAGCAAUAGUUUGUUACUGUCAUGGCUAUGCAGACACUUGCACAUUUUACUUUGAAGGAGUUGCAAGGAAGUUAGCAAGAUCUGGUUAUGGAGUGUUUGCAAUGGAUUACCCUGGAUUUGGUCUCUCAGAUGGCCUUCAUGGCUAUAUUCCUAGCUUUGAAAAUCUAGUGAAUGAUGUUAUUGAGCAUUUCUCCAAAAUUAAGGAACAAAAGGAGUAUCAAAAUUUACCAAGCUUCUUGUUAGGUGAGUCAAUGGGAGGAGCCAUUGCUUUGAAAAUCCACUUGAAACAACCACAUGCAUGGGAUGGUGCUGCUCUUAUUGCACCUUUAUGCAAGUUUGCUGAAGAUAUGAUUCCACAUUGGUUGGUUAAACAAAUACUAAUUGGUGUCGCCAAGGUUCUUCCCAAGACUAAGCUAGUUCCACAAAAGGAAGAGGUGAAAGAAAAUAUAUAUAGAGAUGUGAAGAAAAGAAAAUUGGCACCGUAUAAUGUGUUACUAUACAAGGAUAAACCAAGACUUGGAACUGCAUUGGAGUUGCUUAAGGCCACACAAGAGUUAGAACAGAGAUUGGAAGAAGUGUCAGUGCCAUUAUUGAUCAUGCAUGGAGAAGCUGAUAUAAUAACUGAUCCAUCAGCUAGCAAGGCUUUGUAUGAGAAAGCUAAUGUGAAAGACAAGAAACUGAUCCUCUAUAAGGAUGCUUUUCACACUCUACUUGAAGGUGAACCUGAUGAAACAAUAUUCCAUGUGCUUGCUGACAUUAUAACUUGGCUUGAUGAUCAUAGCACCACAAAAUACAAGUAUUAAGCACCUUAUUCUACUUUUAGAUAAUCAUAAUGUUUAUUUGGUGUACUAGUAUGAUAUAGAAGCAAUGUCAAUGCUUAAAUGUGCUUGACUGCUUAUAUUUACUAAACUUAAGUUUGCAUAGUAGAAUGUUCCUAUGUUUCAAUAUAAGUAAUUUAUGUUACAUGGUA
Arachis duranensis is the source of this 1429-nucleotide messenger RNA. Its product is annotated as caffeoylshikimate esterase. The transcript has 8 exons. Gene Ontology annotation, molecular function: lipase activity. The record is from RefSeq and is a predicted model, not a curated record. Bases 162 to 1262 code for a protein of 366 amino acids. Gene Ontology annotation, cellular component: membrane. NCBI's taxonomy places the organism in Eukaryota, Viridiplantae, Streptophyta, Magnoliopsida, Fabales, Fabaceae.